CGCAGUCCACAGCAAGGCGCGUGAAUCGCUUUACAGAACUCCCACUACUACUACUGCCGUGCUCUGCAACGACGAAGAAAUUCCCCCUAAAACCUUUCCGCCUUCCCCCCACCUCUCUCUCUCUCUCUACCUCUCGUCCCCGCGAGGAAUUGACCCCAGUUGACUCCCCCAAUUGACUCUCCCCCACCCCAUUUCAAGGCGUCGCGGUCUCCGACUCUCCGGCGUUUGUUGCGGCGGGCGAAAGGGGAAAAUGGGGAGCGCGGAUUGCUGGAGCAAAGGGUCCCGCGUGGAGGUCACCAGCAAGGAGGCCGGGUUCAAGGGCGCGUGGUUCGACGCCGUCAUCGUCGACCCCCCGCUGUACCACAAGUCCAAGUUCAAGAAGAAGCGCCUCGCCCGCAUCGAGUACACCAACCUCCUCUGCGACGACGGCCAGACCCCGCUCCGGGAGUACAGCGACUCCAUCUACAUCCGCCCCUUGCCUCCGGGGGAGGCGGAGGGGGAGGAGGGCGCCCCCUUGGAGGAGAAGCUGGUGGUCGACACUUUCGACCGGGACGGGUGGUGGACCGGAGUGAUCGCCAAGGUCACCGCGGAAGGCAAAUACUUGGUGGCUUUCGAGGACCCCCCGCAUGUCCUCCAGUUCGACCGCGAUCGACUGAGGCUGCACUGGGAGUUCCAAGAUGGGAAAUGGAGCCUUCCCCCUAAAUGCCUCGAAUUUUCUGACCACCUCAAUGAGCUGAUUAUUGCCUUUGCCAAAGGCCAUAACCCCAUUUCUGGAAAGGAUGCUGAAGUUAGCGUCGCCACUCCUAUGCCAUGCUUAAUCGAGCAAUCAACUCCUAAUGGGACGCUCGCUUCUUCAACUGUCGGCAGCUCCAGCAAGAAGGAGACUGAGCAGCAGCGCUCCAGCAAGAAGGAGACUGAGCAGCAGCGCUCCAGCAGUGAUUCCCCGCGUGUUCUCCCUCCCAAGAAGCCUAAAACACUAAAUGAACCCUCUAAUAAGAAAAAAUCUACUUCCCAAGGCAAGGAUACCGAACAGAGUCAGCAAGGAAAGAGACGAAGACUUGUGAAGUUACAUGCUAUGCCUGAAAAUGCUUCUUCAGCGAACGGCAAGAAGAAGGGAGCAGAUGAGGCAUCUUCUGCGGCAAAUGGACUGGGGUUCCCAGUGACUCCAGUGGAACAUCUGAAUGGUGCAGCUUCCAAAAAGCAUAGGGUGGCAAAAGUAGCAAAAGAUGUCACUGCAGGGUAUAUAACCAACUCAGGGGUCAAAGGAUUGUUGCUCAAAGAAUUCAACCCUCAAGUAUUGGAUAGACCUGAACAUUCUCAUCUUGGUGGGGCAAACCAAGUGAAGGAGGCAAUAGAGGUUAUUCAGCUUGAGGCAGAUGGGAACCUUGAGGGUGACAAUAGGCCAAAUCAAUGGCCAGCAUUGCCUUUUGUGAAAACCUCACCAAUAUGGAAAGCAGUGGAAUCUUUGGAAGUAUUCAAAAAAUUUCCUCAAGCACCUCAUUUUCUACCUUUGAGUGAUACCAAAGCAGGAUCUCGUGAAGGACUGGCCAUUGCCAAGAUGGUGACUUUUGCUAACACAGUACAGAUGGCUUCCAAAUUGAAGAUAACCGAUUGCAAAAGUAGAUUUACUGCCUGUUUGGAAGACCUUGUAGAAUUGGAGAUGCAUGGUUUUGAUGCCCAAGUGAUCAAGAGUCAUUUGUCGAGGCUGCUUUCGAUAAAAGAUGGACUAGAAAAGCUUGACAAAAAAUGGGAAGAAGCUGAAGCUCAAAUUUCAGGGCUUAAGGAUGAAAGAGCCAAAAUUGCUGAAAGGGUCGAAAAGAUCAUUAAGGAGUUGAGACUUUUUCAAGAGGAACUGAUACUAGCCUUAGCAGAGAGGGAGGAGAAAGAUUCUGAAAUCACAAUGUUGACAACCAGUGUUGACAUAAUGCAUGAAGCGGUUCAGAGUGCCCGGCACGAAUUCGAAGAACGUUUAAACAAUUUCCCCGGGUGAGGAGUGGUGGCGCGGGAUACCACCAGUAACCUUAACUAUCUUUCUGUGGAUUUGCGUGGGAAAUAUCCUCGUCUUUUUUUGUUUAGCAGUAGCACUAUCUAUACUCAUAUCGGACUUGGAAGUAUCCCGCCUUUACAUUAGAGUUGGUCUUGUAUAUUGUUAGGUCAGGAGAUGACAGGUUCAACUCUGCAAGUGUUAUACUUGUGUGUUUAACAUCUGAUGUGUAGUUGGAACUUCAGUUUAAUGUAGAUGACAGUUAUUCUAUGACUUGAAAUUUUUUGUUGGUCU
Molecule: messenger RNA, 2278 nt
Organism: Eucalyptus grandis
Lineage: Eukaryota; Viridiplantae; Streptophyta; Magnoliopsida; Myrtales; Myrtaceae
Product: DUF724 domain-containing protein 3-like
Exons: 7
Coding region: 251-1990 (579 amino acids)
Source: RefSeq, a predicted model, not a curated record